This is a messenger RNA of Kuraishia capsulata CBS 1993, 1689 nucleotides long. RefSeq lists its product as uncharacterized. Bases 1 to 1689 code for a protein of 562 amino acids. Gene Ontology annotation, molecular function: imidazoleglycerol-phosphate synthase activity; oxo-acid-lyase activity. Gene Ontology annotation, biological process: L-histidine biosynthetic process. The transcript has a single exon. NCBI's taxonomy places the organism in Eukaryota, Fungi, Ascomycota, Pichiomycetes, Pichiales, Pichiaceae. The record is from RefSeq and is a predicted model, not a curated record.
AUGACUCGUGAGACGGUAUACAUUAUCGACGUCGAGAGUGGAAAUCUGCGCUCGCUGCAGAACGCCAUAGAGCACCUUGGUUACGAUGCCAGACUCAUCAAAGAUGCCAGUGAUCCUGCGCUGGCCAGUGCCGACAGACUGUUUUUGCCGGGUGUUGGUAACUAUGGACAUUUCGUGCUUGAAUUCAAGAAGCGUGGAUUUGAGGAACCAAUCAGACGCCACAUUGCCGCGGGCAAGCCUUUGAUGGGAAUCUGCGUGGGUCUUCAGGCAUUCGCACAGGGAAGCACCGAAAGCCCAGGUCUUUCCGGAUUGGGUAUUUUGCCCAUAGACCUGGUCAAAUUCGACCACAACGAUCUUCCAGGUGGGAAGUCUGUGCCGCACAUUGGUUGGAACAGUCUGAAGGUCAAAGGCCCCGAGACCUCGAAGACCUACUACUCACUAGACCCUGCCUCUAAGUACUACUUCGUCCACUCAUACGCUGCUAUACUCAAGGGGGACAAGCAGAAACAACUUGAAGAAGAAGGUUGGAAUCUAGCAAUUGGAAAGUACGGCUCGGAAGAGUUUGUUGCUGCCGUUAUAAAGGGUAAUCUGUUUGCUACCCAGUUCCAUCCAGAGAAGUCUGGAGCUGCUGGGUUGAAGAUUAUAAAGGCCUUUUUGGACCAAACCAAAGUGUCAAUUCUCCCAGAAGAGAGUACUAGUUCUUCUGAUACUGAAGUGACUCCAACGGGUCUUACAAGGAGGAUAAUUGCGUGCUUGGAUGUACGUACCAACGACAACGGAGACCUGGUCGUCACCAAAGGUGAUCAAUAUGACGUCAGAGAGAAAGCCGAUUCUGGAGAUGUCAGAAACCUCGGAAAGCCUGUGGAGAUGGCGGAGAAGUAUUACAAGCAGGGAGCAGACGAGGUGACGUUUUUGAACAUCACAUCUUUCAGAAAUUCGCCUAUCAAGGAUGCUCCCAUGUUGGACGUAUUGAAGCUUGCAGCCAAGACUGUGUUCGUCCCCUUGACAGUGGGAGGUGGAAUUAAAGACGUUGUUGAUCCAGACGGAACCAAAGUUCCUGCUCUUGAAGUUGCUUCUCUGUACUUCAGAUCUGGUGCCGAUAAGGUGUCCAUUGGUACUGAUGCCGUUUUGGCUGCCGAGGCCUAUUUCACCAAUGGCUCAAAGGGUACUGGAACCUCUCCAAUAGAAACCAUCUCCAAGGCUUACGGAAUUCAAGCAGUUGUUAUAUCUGUUGAUCCAAAAAGAUUUUACGUGAAAGACGCUUCUUCCACAAAAUACCAGACCAUCAAGACCCAGUUCCCAGGUCCAAAUGGAGAGGAGUACUGCUAUUACAGGGUGACGUCCCAAGGUGGUCGUCAAGUCCAUGAACUAGGGGCUUACGAACUUUGUCAAGCUUGUGAGGCUUUGGGUGCUGGAGAGGUCUUACUCAAUUGCAUUGAUAAAGACGGAAGCAAUUCUGGUUACGAUCUAGAACUCAUCAACCACAUCAAAGAGGCUGUCCAGAUCCCAGUUAUUGCUUCCAGUGGUGCAGGAAAUCCUUCCCAUUUUGAAGAAGUGUUCAAGAAAACGUCUACAGAUGCUGCUCUAGGUGCUGGUAUGUUCCACAGAGGAGAAUAUACUGUUCACGAGGUGAAAGAGUAUCUCAGAGACCAUGGUCUACUGGUGAGGAUUGACGAUGAAAGCAUAUAG